Molecule: messenger RNA, 764 nt
Organism: Trifolium pratense (red clover)
Lineage: Eukaryota; Viridiplantae; Streptophyta; Magnoliopsida; Fabales; Fabaceae
Product: protein MOTHER of FT and TFL1
Exons: 4
Coding region: 43-618 (191 amino acids)
Biological process (GO): positive regulation of seed germination; response to abscisic acid
Source: RefSeq, a predicted model, not a curated record
CAUCAUCCUAAGCGCUUGUCUUCUUUUUUCCUUUCUUCUUUUAUGCCUUUAUCUUUCAAAAACAACUUGAUUCCAAUUUUGUUCAUUGCUUUUAUGAUGCUGGCUACCUCAGUUGAUCCUUUGGUUGUUGGUCGUGUGAUCGGAGAUGUUGUUGACAUGUUCAUCCCAUCUGUUGGCAUGUCUGUUUACUUUGGUCCUAAACAUGUCACUAAUGGUUGUGACAUUAAGCCAUCCAUGGCUAUCAACCCUCCUAAGAUCACUCUCACCGGAAAGAUGGAUAAUCUCUACACUCUUGUUAUGACUGAUCCGGACGCGCCUAGUCCGAGUGAGCCCAGCAUGCGGGAGCUGUUACACUGGAUUGUGGUUGAUAUCCCAGGGGGGACAAACCCGAAGAGAGGAAAGGAGAUUUUGCCAUACAUAGGACCAAAGCCACCAAUUGGGAUUCACAGAUACAUAAUGGUACUGUUUGAGCAGAAGGGACCGAUCGGUAUGAUGGAGCAACCAACAACUCGAGUUAGCUUCAACACUCGUUAUUUUGCAAGUCAGUUAGACCUUGGUCUCCCAGUAGCCACUGUGUAUUUCAAUUCACAGAAAGAGCCUCGGUCUAAGAGGCGUUGAACUAAUUAAUAAAUAGUUUUGCUGCAUUCAUGCCGCAUCAAUAAUAUGAAUGAAUGAAUAAUGGGGCCGAGGAGGGUGUGUUUAUAUAUAUAUAGUUAUAUUAUAGUCUCAGUCAUAAGAACAAUGUGCUAGCUUGUUGUGGCUCG